Molecule: messenger RNA, 2454 nt
Organism: Capsicum annuum
Lineage: Eukaryota; Viridiplantae; Streptophyta; Magnoliopsida; Solanales; Solanaceae
Exons: 4
Coding region: 362-2155 (597 amino acids)
Biological process (GO): regulation of starch metabolic process; starch metabolic process
Cellular component (GO): chloroplast stroma; starch grain
Molecular function (GO): starch binding
Source: RefSeq, a predicted model, not a curated record
AGAAAACUUUUUCCUUUUUUUUUUAAAAUCUUUUCCAAAGAAUAAGUCGUAAUUCAUAUGAUAAACUACUUUUUUUUUUAUCAAUAUAGAAAAAUGAUAUAUUUUAUAAUUAGUAAUAAAUUUAAUUUUAAAAUAUCUAAUUUACCUCGUGAUGAAUUAUAACUGCACAAAUAUAUAUAACUUAUUUAGAUCAUAAAUUUUUAAAAUAUAUUUUCUUCUUAAAUUUUAUGUUAAAGUUAUCAUACUUUCUUUUUACUUAUUCAUUAUUUCAAAGAUUUUUUUUUUCACGUUUUCUUUUUAACUCUAAUUACUCAUUUUCUAAAUGAUUUUUCAACUUUAAAGAACGGAGGGACUAUAUGGGAUGCAGAGAGUAAUAGCAGCUUACUAUAAAUCUUCGAAAAUCCCAAAGCCUAGUACAGAGAAUACUGAAAACCCACCGCUCUUUGCUGUGCAAACUGCAAGCAGAGCAACUAAACACUCUCCAAUGGCGUCUCAUUUCCCCACAACUACUCGCUCACGCGCCAUGGCACGCUCCGCCAUUCCCCCAGAACCACCCAAACUCGAAUACCCAUUUUCCCUUUCCACCAGAAAAUUGCAAUGGAGAAGGAAGAGUACAAGGAUCAAAGUUUCAUCAGAUGGGGAAAACUCAUCAUACUUGGAAAUGUGGAAGAAGGCAAUGGAACGUAAGAGAAAGUCUGAUGAGUUUCAAAGAAUAGCUGAGAAUGUUGAAAGAGAUGAUGAAAGCCCUGAGAUAUUGGAGAAGAAGAGCGAGGAAUUCAAGAAGAUUCUUCAAGUUUCAACCGAAGAAAGAGAUAGAAUUCAAAGAAUGCAGGUUGUUGAUCGUGCUGCUGCUGCUAUUGCUGCCGCUAAGGCAUUGAUGAAAGAGAAUCCAAUGCCCCAACAGGACGAAUUGGAAGAAGCUCAUGAUGGUGAAAAUCAACAAGAAGGAACGGGAAAUGUCAUUUCAAUUGUGCCUCGAUCUGGAACAAUUAUGGGAACACCAGGUCCAAGCUUCUGGUCCUGGACACCUCCUUCAGACAGUUCUUCUGAUGACAUUCAGAUGAUGUUAGAUAGCUCUCUGUCUCCGGACCCACCAAUCCCUAUCAUAGAGAAAGAACGAUCUCCAGAUUUUCUAUCUAUCCCAUUUCAGAGUGCUAUGGUUGAUAGAAAGCAUAGUCCUCCUCUUCCACCUCUUCAGUCACAUUUAGAGGUUGAAAAUUUGGAAGAUUCCAGCUCAAUGUCUGAGAUGCCUCACCAGGAGGAGGAACGUGAACUUGGCAUUCUGUUCUCGACAAAUGCAGCGGAAGCAGCUUAUGCCCUUAAGCAGGAAAAUGAGGCAUCAUCUGAGGGAAUCUAUCCUGAUGGAUCAAGAUGGUGGAAGGAGACCGGGACUGAACGACGACCUGACGGGGUGGUCUGCAAGUGGACGCUAACCAGGGGCAUUAGUGCUGACAAAACUGUUGAAUGGGAAGACAAGUAUUGGGAAGCUGCUGAUGAAUUUGGUCAUAAGGAACUAGGUUCUGAGAAGUCAGGACGAGAUGCUGCUGGAAAUGUUUGGCAUGAGUUCUGGAAAGAAUCAAUGUGGCAGAGUGGUGGGCUUGUCUACAUGGAGAAAACUGCAGAUAAGUGGGGAAGGAAUGAGAAAGGUGAGGAGUGGCAGGAGAAAUGGUGGGAGCACUAUGGUGCCGGUGGCAAAGCGGAGAAAUGGGCUCAUAAAUGGUGCAGCAUUGAUCCAAACACACCCCUUGAUGCCGGUCAUGCUCAUGUUUGGCACGAGAGGUGGGGUGAGAUGUAUGAUGGAAAAGGCGGCAACAUAAAAUACACUGAUAAAUGGGCUGAGCGUUUUGAGGGUGAUGGUUGGUCGAGAUGGGGUGAUAAAUGGGAUGAGAACUUUGAUCUGAAUGGGCAUGGCGUCAAGCAAGGGGAGACAUGGUGGGAAGGCAAACAUGGAGAUCGUUGGAAUCGUACUUGGGGAGAGGGCCACAAUGGUUCAGGAUGGGUGCACAAGUAUGGAAAGAGCAGCAAUGGGGAGCACUGGGACACCCAUGUAAAUGAAGAAACAUGGUAUGAGAAGUUCCCUCACUAUGGUUUCUACCAUUGUUUUGAGAAUUCAGUCCAGCUCCGCGAAGUCAAGAAACCUUCUGAAUGGCCAUGAUUAGUACUCUUUCGUUCUUUUGCCACCAUCUACCACUGCUCAAAAUAGUAUGUAGAACAUGUUAUCAGUUCGUUCAGCUUAUCAAAGCUAUUCAAAAAUUGUAUAGGAAUUCCGUUACGUGCUUCUGAUGAAACGUCAUUACUGAUUCUGUCACAAAUAUUAGUUCUGCUCUUGUAAGAUAAGUAGUAGGAGGUCAGUAUAUUUUGAAACAAAUAAGUUGGCCUAUAGUGCCCUAACAUUGCCUUAUGGGAAUCUCCUGUGUGAGUUGAAGCUAAUGAUAGUUUCACUAUCCUGCAACA